Molecule: messenger RNA, 1662 nt
Organism: Nematolebias whitei (Rio pearlfish)
Lineage: Eukaryota; Metazoa; Chordata; Actinopteri; Cyprinodontiformes; Rivulidae
Product: solute carrier family 2, facilitated glucose transporter member 11
Exons: 12
Coding region: 36-1571 (511 amino acids)
Biological process (GO): monosaccharide transmembrane transport
Cellular component (GO): membrane
Molecular function (GO): hexose transmembrane transporter activity
Source: RefSeq, a predicted model, not a curated record
UUAAAUUAACUCCAACUAAAAACAGCAGCAAGGAAAUGCCAAAAGAUUAUGUGGAUGAAUACGAGCCUCUGCUCAUCAAAGGAGCCAAAGACCUAAAGAGCUCAAAGUUUCCAAGCAAACUGCUUCUCCUGGCCAUGUUUUCUACAUGUAUAGGAGGGACUUUUCAGUGUGGAUAUAACAUAUCUGUCAUCAAUGCGCCCACAAAGUAUGUGCAAGAUUUCAUCAACGCCACCUGGAUGGAGCGUUACCAAACCAGCAUAUCAGAAAAUGGUCUCAUUCUACUCUGGUCCACUGUAGUGUCCAUAUUCACUUUAGGAGGAUUUGUAGGAGUAUUGAUUGGCAGUACUUUAUCUGUGAAGCUGGGGAGGAGAGGAACACUGCUGACCAAUAACACAUUCUCAUUAGCGGCUGCUCUGCUAAUGGGUCUGAGCGCCGCUGCUGGAUCCUUUGAGCUGCUCAUCAUUGGCCGUCUUCUCUCUGGGAUAAAUGCAGGCAUUGCUCUGUGUGUUGAACCUAUGUACUUGGGGGAAAUCGCUCCAACUGCUUUACGAGGUGCCAUGGGGAUGGGAACCUCCAUUUUUCUCACUGUUGGGAUCUUUUCUGGACAAGUGAUGGGCCUGAAAGAAAUCAUGGGUAUAGAGGAGUACUGGCCUUUCCUUCUCUCCACAACAUGCAUUCCAGCAUUUCUGCAGCUCCUGUUCCUUCCCUGGUUCCCAGAGAGCCCACGAUACCUCCUGAUUGAUAAAGGAGAUGAGGAGGGAUGUAGAAAGGCUCUGAUUCAGCUGCACGGUGUGGCGGACUCUGAUGGUGCACUGCAGGACAUCAAGAGAGAGAAGAAUAAUUUAGUUGGUUUCAAAGCCAAGAAACCCUGGGAGCUUUUUGCUGAUCGCAGCGUACGCUGGCAGCUUCUCACCAUCAUUCUGCUCAACGCUGCGCAACAGCUGAAUGGCGUCAAUGCUAUGUACUUCUACACACAUUAUGUAUUUCAACAGUCUGGUAUUCCUGUUGAUAAAAUACCAUAUGCUACUGUUGGAACAGGUGCCUGUGAAUGCAUCACUGCUUUAACAUGUGGUUUGCUCGUCGAACGACUGGGGAGGAAAGUGCUCAUCUCUGGAGGAUACAUCCUGAUGAGUAUCUGCUGUGUUUUAUUCACCCUAACGCUUGCUCUUCAGGAUGUCAGCCCAGUUUUUCCCUACCUGAGUGUUUCCUGUGUUUUUGCUUUUGUCUUGAGCUUUGGUUUGGGACCAGGUGGUGUGACCAACAUCUUAACCACGGAGCUCUUCACUCAGACCUCUCGCCCCGCUGCGUUCAUGAUCGCUGGAUCAGUCAACUGGCUCAGCUUCUUCUUCAUCGGCUUGGUCUUCCCUUUCAUCGUCAUCGGGCUGCAGCACUACUGUUUUCUGGUCUUCUUUGUCGUUUGCUCCUCGGUGGCCGUGUACAUCUUGAUGGCUGUUCCUGAAACCAAGAACAAAAGCUUUGUGGAAAUCCAACAUGAGUUCCAGUUGUCCUCCAAGAAAAAGGCUGCCGGCACUGACGAAGCAGAAACACUCUUAAUAUCAUCAAGUUUUUGAAACGCACUGGACUCGAGUGUGGAGCUGAAUAAUUUUUAUUUCUCUGUCAAAAAGAUGAGCAAAAAUUAUUUACAGUUCACACAAAGCACAG